Messenger RNA from Monopterus albus (swamp eel), 9700 nucleotides. It is a transcript of the gene pkd1l1, whose product is annotated as polycystin 1 like 1, transient receptor potential channel interacting. NCBI's taxonomy places the organism in Eukaryota, Metazoa, Chordata, Actinopteri, Synbranchiformes, Synbranchidae. The transcript has 57 exons. Gene Ontology annotation, molecular function: protein binding; monoatomic cation channel activity. Gene Ontology annotation, cellular component: plasma membrane. The record is from RefSeq and is a predicted model, not a curated record. Bases 1 to 9222 code for a protein of 3073 amino acids. Gene Ontology annotation, biological process: calcium ion transport.
AUGGCGGAAGCAGCGCUGGGUUUCACACGACGCCCCGCUGCUCAGACCCCGAGUCAGGGGAAGCGAUGGCGGCCAGUGCGGAGAGAAGGAUCUGUCCGCCUCAAACGACUUCCGUCUACGGAAGUCAUUCGAAGUUUGUCGUUGUCUCCAGCGGACUGCGCCCUCGAUGCGAUCUGUGCAUUCAGCUGCUCUCCUGAGCUUGGUGUCGCUGCGGCCUUUGUCCGGAAACUUUACGCAUCCGACAUGAAUUGUGCUUUUAUUUAUACGUUCAUUUCCUUGCAUCCGUUUUUUAAUAUGUUGUCUGCGGCAGUUCAUCCGCCAGGUCGUGAGGAUUCGCCAUGGUUCCUCGGCUGCUUCAAUGCCAGCGACUCAUCUUUCCUUUAUACACCCAAGGGUGUCCAUGACCUUGACCCGGUAACCUGCUCUGCACGCUGCCUGGAUGACGGUUACCAGGUUGCAGCGUUGACCUUAGAGAGCUGCUACUGUGGCAGCAACGCGCUACGUGGUUUGGUGGUCAGCGAGUGCUUCAAUGCAUCUCCAAAUAAAGGCUCCAACGAUGGCAGAGGGGGGAGUGAAAGACAAAGUGUUCUGCACUGGCCUGUUGGAAGUGGACAGGGGAUUGUAGCACUCUACACAACCGAAGGACCAUUUCUGCACAGCAGCAUUCAUCUGGUUAUUUCUGCAGAUAUAGCGCAGGCUGGGAAGGCUUUUCUCAUGGAGGUUUCUGGGAAACUGGCAGGCAGACCCAACCAGCCCACAGGGAUUCUGAAUGUGGGAGAGCAGGACCUCUCUUAUGUUACUGUGGAGUUUCUGGGCAUGACCCUGAAAACCCAGCAUUCGUGUCAUCCUUCUUCAGAUCACUUGGUGAUCCCUAUGCUCCAUGACUCCCUGGGCACCCCUUCCUGUGCACCCUUCAAACAGACAGAUUUGCACGGCAUGGCCAUGCAAGUAAUGCUCCUGGGUGACCCUGUCACACUGCAGGAAUAUGUGGGUGAAGGUCUGGUAGUUGGGCAUCCUGCUCUUUCUGACCUUAACAUUGGUGCAUCAGGUAAUCAGCUGACUGCUGGAGAAUGCAUUUUUCUGAGUGUGGAGCUGUUCACCACUAUAAACCACCUCAGCCUCACACUAAAUCCCAAAAACAGCAGCUACGCUACAGGAGAAGAGGCAGUGGUGGUUUUGCUUUUCAACCACACUGGGACAGUUGCAGUUGAACUUCGAGCUGAGAAUCAAGUGUCUUCUCAGAACAAAAGCGUGAUAGUGAGUGUUGAGGGGAACAGGAAGCCUUCACCACAAGUCAGAGUUAACCCAAACUGGCAGCCACCAAACAAUCAAAGUCCUGUUCACAAGGGCAACAAUGCAGUGAGGAUUUAUGCAGCAAAGCAAGCUUAUCCCACAAACACAAAUAUAACUUUCAUAGCUGUGGCUGAUGUACCAGAACCUGUAGAGUUCAUUUGGCACUUUGGAGACUCCAAAUCAGCCAGAACCACAUCAAGGACGGUCAUCAAAAGAUACAACAGACCUGGCAGGUUUGAUGUACUUGUGGCCAUGUCUGAUGGUCAGAUACCCAUCACCUCUGAAGUGUUCCCAGUGGUUGUCCAGAGAGUAGUGAGACUCAACAGGCUCGUCCACCAGGCCUCAGUCCUGCAGAACCAGACUGUGAGAGUGAGCUGCCGGGUCAGUGUGGGGACCAACCUCACAUUUCUCUGGAGCUUUGGAGACGGAUCAUACAGGAUGGGACAGAGCACAGAACAGCAUGUCUUCCACAGAACAGGAGAGUUCAGAGUUGAAGUGACUGUGUGGAACCUGGUCAGUUCUGCCUCUCUGAGCAGUUACAUCUUUGUUGUAGACCGGCCUUGUCAGCCUCCACCAGUCAAAAACAUGGGGCCUCUGCAGCUGCAGGUGCGGAGAUACGAGGUUAUUCACCUGGGAGUUACCUAUGAGCGUGACAUUGACUGUGACAUAACAGGAGGCCUUUACUACACCUGGACCCUGUUUGACUCUGCACACCAGCCCUUCCCUUUGCCUCUCACAGACAUGCACAGACAGAGUCUCACACUGCAGAGCCAUCUCCUGCACUAUGAUACCUACACUGCAAUAGCCAGGGUUCAGGUCACUGGCAGCGUGGUGUACAGCAACUACAGUGUAAGAAUCAAGGUGAUGCCGAGCUCUCCUGUGGCUUUUAUCCAGGGUGGCACCAACGUCUUCAUUAACAACAGAAACACUACUCUAGUAACCCUGGACGGGCAGAGAUCUUAUGACCCUGACUUCCCCUUGACCACACUCAGCUACAGCUGGACAUGCAAGCCAGUCAGUUCAAUCAUCAGCUCCUGUUUCAACCAAUAUGUUCCCACAUCCUCCCCUGUGCUCACAUUUCCUGUCAGUUUCUUAAAACACAACUUUGACCAAUUCCAGGUUGUGCUUACUGUCUACAGCAGAGAGCAUUCAGCUUCAUCAGAGACCUUCCUCACAGUAAUGCCACAUACACUUGGGAAAGUGUCACUUUAUUGCCAUCACUGCCAUGGAGACCAGGUGAACUGGGAUCAGUCGUUCUCUGUCAGUGUUUCAUGUGAAGACUGUAACAUUUCCCCUGAACAAAUCCAAUACACCUGGCAUCUGUACCUGGUUAAUGCCUCCACCCAGCCUGUCAUAGAAGUCCCAUUUUGUCAUGCAGUGGAUCGCAGUGCUCCUUCCACAAUCAUCCAGGGUCCCGUUACUUCCCUUCAGACUCCUGGAGCUUUCACCCUGCAUCCAUCUCCCACAGAUACUUCACACUACACCCAUAUUAUCCAUGCCUCAGCUCCUGUCCUCCCGACUGAGGUCACCUCUAAAACUACAGCCAGCAAGCAGAAUCUGGACCUGACUGACAAUGGGAUCUCAUCAAACAAGAGCAGAAACAUGUCCAACAAAGCUGGCGAGGAAUCAUUUUAUCAUCCUCUGGGAGAGUUUGACCCUCCAGAGAACCACUCUACAAGUGAAAACCCACUGCACGCCCUUGACAUCCUAUUUUCAGACAAGUCUGACCAAAGUGAAGCUAUCGGUGAAUUCCCAGUUGAUUUUGACUCAUCUGCUGACUGGGAAAUUUCUUUUCCUGUCCUGGAAAGCGAUGACAUCAGACAUCAACUAGAUUACGAUGUUCCCUUGACAAGAGCAGAAGAGGGAGACCCAGGGGUUUCAGCUGGAAGACCAUCAGGUGUGGAUGGUGAGACCUUCAGUCUAGGAGAUGACUCAGUGUUUGAUCCAUCAGUACACAAAGAUGAGGGGAGUAAUCUGGUGGAUUCCAAGGCCUCUUCUGUAAUCCAGGAGCCAACUUUGCUUGAUUUACCUCGAGACCCAGUAGACAUGGGCCUUUUUGAGUCCUACACCUACACAGGAAUUUCCUCUCCCAUGCUAAGCUUCAGACCUUUCAGUCUGAGGCCAGGAAGCAGAUACAUGUUGGAGGCCACUGCCAAAUCUCGUAAUAUUUUUCUGGGCCGGACUCAGCUAUUCUUAAAAACCAAGCCUGCUCCAAAAGGCAUGAUGUGCCAGGUACAGCCAGUCAAUGGGGUGGAGUUGUAUACACAUUUCAGCAUCUUCUGCACCUCUGGAAAAGAGGAUUUACUGUACAAGUACAGCUUCAGUGUAGGAGGAAGACCCCCCAGGAUGCUGUAUCAGGGGAGAAACUUCCAGUACUACUUCAGGCUCCCUUCAGGCGACCCCAGCGAUGAUUAUAAAGUAACUAUUUAUACUGAAGUCAGAAGCGGCACAUAUGGGACAGCCACUAAACCAUGUCCUGUCACUGUCCGAGUCCAACCAAGCUUCGUCAGAGAGUCUCUGUCUUCCCAUUGGGAUCCUGAUCUGGAGCUGUCAGAGUCAGGUCUGAGGAACCUGUCGGUUCUGGUGCAGACUGGGAACAGUCUGGAGAUUCGUAAUUACAUCAGUCUCCUGUCCAGCAUUCUGAACAAACUCAGCCUGGACCCCAAGGCCAACACACAUGCACAGAGACACAUACGCAGUGCGCUCAUUUGCACAGUGUGUGAACUCAAGAGCAGUGAACAGCAAUCAAUGGUGGACGGCAUCCUCACUCUUAGAGACCUUCUACAGACUGCAGGUCAGGUAUCAUUAGAGAGUGCAAGGCGAGUGACAGCUCAUGUUCAGGCCAUCUCAGACCAGUUCCUGGAGUCCAGUACUCCAGUCCAGUACCAUCUGGACCACGAGACACUGGACACCCUGAUCACCUUGCUCUCCUACAUCCUGCAGGCCACUGCCACUAGUCAUGACUUCACACUGGAAACGCCCCACAGUGUUUCUAUUAUACAAGCAUUAGACUCACCUACUGGUCAAAACUUAAGAAACACCACUGCUGCUCCUGAUGCUUAUGUACCAGACUCGUCCAGUGGUGCUCAUAUCAAACAGGGAGGACUAAGCUCAGAAAAGCAGGUGGUGCAGCUUGUAGCUGAUCUUCUGCAGACUGCCUCAGACCUGAUGCUGAAAUACCUCUUGUUCCACAACGCUCAGGAGCACCGAGUCAGCACUGGUCUCAUUACUCUGUUUGCCACAUACCAGAACCAAAACUCAACAGUCAUCAGUAGUGGCUCAACCACCUAUCACAUCCCUGUUUCUCUGAUCCAGCAGCUGUUUGUUCAUAGCAGAGAGCAUGAGAGUGUGCAGCAGCUGUGUGUGCUCAGUGUGCUGACUGAGCUCACCCAUAGCCCUUACCCCCAGGACCAGUAUCCUGCACAGCUGCGUGGACCAGUGGUUGACCUGAGCAUGCACAAGUGCAGCAGCAGAAGAAAGGUCCCUGUUCGCUCCCUCAUCCAGCCCAUCAAUAUUGAGCUACAUUAUCCACAAAGAAAGACCUCCGUGCAUGAGUACGUCCUCUUCAGACACCAGGUCAACUACCACAGCUUCAACAUUACCCAGGAGCACCUGCAGCAGGUCAUCCAGUUGAGUGUGGCAUUCACAUCGCUGCCCAGCAAGUUGUUUCCCAUCAUGCUUCUCUUCAGGAUGUUUGACAGGCCGACUCCCAGCGCGCACCAUCUCCACAGGAUUCACCACUGGGAGAGCAACACUACACGCAUCACUCUGUCCCCAUUUUAUCUCAGAGCUGCAGGGGUUGGUCACCUGGCCCUGCUGAGCGCUGCCAAAGCAACCAGACAGAAGCACCUGAGUGAACAGAUGCACUACAGUCUCACAGUUUACAGCAGCCUGUGUUUGUCCUGGGACAGCCACCAGGGGGCCUGGACACCUCACGGCUGCAACACGCAGGAAGCACACACAGCCGAUUCAGUCAACUGCAGUUGUUACCGGCUGAGACCCCUGACUGUGGUGCAGCACCAGAUCCAGAGCAACCAUGACACAGCUGAUCUGGACUCCAUAAGUGAUCUGACAGUGCUGGCUGUGCUGGUGUCGUGUGUGUGCCUGUACAUCCUCGGUUUGGUGGUGUGUAAGAGGGCUGAUAUAGUCUCUGAACAGAAUCGAAGGGUCCACUAUCUUACUGACAACUCUCCAUGUGACCCAUAUCUCUAUGCUGCUACCAUCCACACCGGUCUCUGCUCUGCAGCCUACAUGAGUGCAAAGGUUUGCAUAGUGCUCUAUGGUGAAAAUGGGAUUUCACUGACGAGAGAACUACAAGUCCCAGGAUGCACUCUGUUCAGGAGGAACUCUCAAGAUACCUUUUUAUUCAGUGCAGCAGACAGCCUGGGCCAUGUGUGGGGGGUUCACAUCUGGCAUGACAACUCUGGACCUUCCCCAACCUGGUACAUCAAACAAGUGGAAGUAUCUGAGGUGAACAGAGGGCAUGUGAAAGGACGUGCUUGGCUCUUUGUCGGUCAGUGCUGGUUGGCUGUGAACAAAGGUGAUGGCCAGGUGGAGAGAAUGCUGCGUGUUUGCACCCAGGGAAUAGGCUUUGCUAAGAUGUUGUGUCUAAAGCUAUCUGACUACUUAGCUGACUUCCACAUCUGGAUAUCAGUGUACAGCUGCCCUUACCCUAACUCUUUUACACACACUCAGAGACUUAGUGUGUGUCUGAUGCUGCUGCUGGGGUACGCAUGCGUCAACGCAGUAAUCAUAUCACAUGCAACAGAUGAUCAGUUGCCAUUCGACUUGGGUAUUAUUGAUGCGUCGGCCACCUCUGUGAUGACAGGAGUGUUAAGUGUGGUGGCAGUGUUGCCUGCAGCAACAAUGAUAUCUUUUCUGUUUCGACUCCAUGAGGUCAAGCCAGUGGGGUCAGGAGUCCAACAUGCAAGUGGCAGAAAUACUGCAAAUAACUAUUUUGGAGAUGACCUUUCGGUAAAUGACGGUGUGCCCCAUAUAUCCUGGAUUGGUCUUCAGCAACGGGCACAGGAGACCUGGAGGAAGAAAUGCCAGGGCACAGACCUGCUGUCACGGUCUACUACAGGUCUGGAAAAUAAAGAUACAGAUAAAGAAUCUGUAAUCCAACCAGACGUGACCAUAAGAAAGGAGGAUGCUCCAGAAGUUAGAAGUGGUGAAAGCUGCAAGUUUCAUGAAACUGAAGUUAUUUUGUCCAGUGUAAGGGAUGAAUAUCAAGCCACCCAAGAAGAGAAAAAUCCUGAAGACAAACGGUCAUCAAAUUGUGGCUUUGAGGAAACAUGGCCAGACAAACUGAGAGGGAGAAGAUUCAAACUUAUAUCUGAGUGGUGUCGCUAUCUGUCCUGGGCAUUGUGUCUGCUGUUGUCCCUCUCCUGCCUGGUGCUUUCUGCUGUGCUGGGGAUGAGUUUUAGCAUCAGUAAGGCUCUGCUUUGGAUACAUUCUCUUUUCUUUUCCCUGGUGUCUUGCAUGUUCUUCGUUCAGCCACUGGUGAUACUUGCAGUGGCAGUGACAGUCUCCUUUUGGUACGCAAAUAAACCAGAUUUUCAUAGUUUCUCCAGUAUCACAGAGUCUGAGAUAGAGGCCUCAAACCUAUGGAGCCACAAUGGUGCUAAUCAUCCAGAAGAGCAGUUCAGGUCAUCUGCUUUUCUCCAGAGACAAUGCUCUUACCUCAAAAAGCAGCUGAGAGCUCGUCAGCGAGCUCGACACCUGCGUCUUGUGCGGCCACCGGCUCCAGCAGACCUGAGGAAGAUUUCUGGGAAGAAAAGAAGAGAGACACUCAUCCAUAACACCCUCAGGGAUUUGUUUAUCUGUGUCUCUAUGCUUUUUCUGGUGCUGUGUAUAACCUAUGGAAGUUCAUCUCGUGACCACUACCACCUCAAUAAAGCCAUCAGAAAACAAUAUACAAGGAACAGUGAUAAUGAAUUUAUGUCCAUACAAAAGCAGGAGGACUGGUGGAAGUGGACCCAGACUAGCCUACUAAACGUACUAUACAAGAAUGCAUCCAAAACCGAGCAGUUGCACAUCUUGAUUGGAGAGCCAAUGCUGUGGAAGUCAGAGGUGUCCUGCUCAUUUCAGAGCCAGGUCUCUAGUGUGCCUGUGGUACCAGAAUGUCUUCGUUUAUUCUUGAUGGGGAGCAGAGCGUCCACUCACGCGCAAUCCAAUGUCGUGAUUCCUGUGGCAUUGCCUCCAAAAACAUGUGGGCGUCUGGGCUGCUACUCGAAGUCAAGUGCUGCAGUUGGCUUAGGCCACACAAAGUCUGAUGCUGCAUCCAUACUGAAGCAGCUACACUCAGGUGACUGGCUCGGGGAGCAGACAGUGGACAUGAAGGUGCAGUUCACCUUGUACAGCCCGGCACCCAACCUAUUCACCAGUGUGACGCUGCUUACUCAGCAGAGCCCCAUUGGUGUCCUGCUGCCCUCUUCCAAAGUCCAGUCAGUUAGGGUGUAUCACAAUCCUGCUGGGUGGGACUAUGUUGCUAUGAUGUGCCAGCUCCUCUUCCUCCUCUUGUCCCUGCUGCUGCUCCGUCAUCAAAUAAACACUGUAAGGCAGCAAGGACUGAUGGGAUACUGCAGGACACCCUCUAACUGGCUGGAAGUCACUUUGCUGACAGUGAACCUAGCGCACUAUGUUUAUUACCUUUGUCAAUCUGUUCUUACCAUGGACAUUGUGGAGCUGCUUCAGAGACACAACUAUAAAGGACAUGUUGAUGUCAGCCUCUUGGCUACUAUGGAACAAAAUAUCUGUACUCUGCGUGGUGUUAUGCUCUUCCUUAUCGCCAUCAAGUGUGUGACUGUGUUGAGGGUGAAUAGAACCCUGGCUACCUCUGCUACACUCUUCACCCGCUCACUCUCCAUCCUCUACUGGCCCAUGAUUUCAGGUCUGAUCCUGCUUGUGGCACUGUCCUGUGUGGGGAAUCUGCUGUUCGUACAAAGCUCCUGGGCCUUCAGCUCCAUCCCCCGCACACUUCAGACUCUGCUCAGUAACCGCUGUGGGCUCAGGGCCAUUAAGGGCCUCUUGUUCUCUGGCCGUGAUUUCCUUUACUGUGGACUUCUUUGUCUAUCCUCCACUGUAGCAUGGACAGCAGUGGUAAUGGGUGCUGUAUCCUCAAUGGUCAGAAGUGUGAAAAGGUCUCAGAGAAGGAGGAAGGCCCUCACUGUAGCAGAAUUAGCCAGCUACAUCAGGCAGAAGGUUUCUGAGUUCACUGGACCAACACGGACUGAUAACCACAUGGAGAGAAAGACUUACUACCUUGAAGAGUUUGAAAGCUCAGUAGAUGAACUGUUGUUCAAACUCAAUGCCGUCUUAAACAGGCUGCAUCAAACUCUGCCCCCCAAAGCGCAGUGCUACAUGGAGGAGGAGAGUCCUAUCACCUCACCUACACAGGAGCCCUUCAGCAUGGACACACAAGUGAGCCAGCCUCAUGUCAAACAUGCAGAAAAGACACAGACACACUCAUACAUACUUGUCUCACACACAGUACAUUAUUUUGAAAAGGUGUCUUCUGGAAAACUGAUAAGCACACAUCUUACGAAUGUCAGUGGACAUGGAAAAACCUCACAUGCAUCUCAUCUGCUCAGGUCUAGGCUUGAACUGGAGGUACUGCAGUUCCUGCAGCAGAGAGGUCAGAGGAAAAACAAUCCCUCCUCAGACCUUGUUGUGGCAUCAGAUAAUCUGGAGCAACGAGGAAAAGGAAAUGAAGAAAACAAACCAAAUGACAGAGAGAUUCAGACUUAUGUAAGGGGAAAAAACUUUCUGUCCCUCCAAGAGUCAGCAUCGCUCAUCAGGAUUUGGACAGAAGAUGCUCUGAAGGAGAUUCAGACCACCCAUACAGAAGUGGUGGUGGAGGCUAUAGUCCACGAGGAGCCUGGAAAUGGUUCCUGUGGAGAUGUUAGCUCUGGCUGGGACACUGUGUAAUUUAAAAAAGCAUGCAGCUGUUAAUGUGCUAAUGAGCAUGAAUGGACAAUUUAUUAAUGAUUUACAAAACACAAAAGCUUUUGUCAUACAUAAAUGAAAAUAGAUUUUUGUUUGCUAGGUUCUUGGUAUAUCAUAAUUAAUAAAGUGAUUUUAUAUUUUAAUAUACAACAAGGAUUGAAAAAAAAAACAAUCUGCAGUUAUAAACACUAACAAGUUAUAAUAUGCUCUAGAGUCUGUGUGGGGGGGCCAAACAGUCCAUAGGAAGGGUUCGUCUUUCAGAACUGACUAUCAUGUUCAGCAGCUGCACACAAACUAAGCUUCCUUUAAAAAAGCGAUUGCUUUUUUAUUAUCCUGGUGUGUUCUCUAAAUAUUUAAUACCAUAGCCCUUGGGCUUCAAGGACGAAUUGUGGUGAAUUAUCGUUGUUGAUCAUUUGUAUAUGGAGCCUCUCAUGGUUGCAAUGGUUGGUAUAACAAAUAC